This is a messenger RNA of Lates calcarifer (barramundi perch), 4719 nucleotides long. It is a transcript of the gene pax6b, whose product is annotated as paired box 6b. Bases 1324 to 2619 code for a protein of 431 amino acids. The transcript has 16 exons. Gene Ontology annotation, biological process: regulation of transcription by RNA polymerase II; anatomical structure development. NCBI's taxonomy places the organism in Eukaryota, Metazoa, Chordata, Actinopteri, Centropomidae. Gene Ontology annotation, molecular function: RNA polymerase II cis-regulatory region sequence-specific DNA binding; DNA-binding transcription factor activity, RNA polymerase II-specific. The record is from RefSeq and is a predicted model, not a curated record.
GUCCGAUGACAGGAUCCCUGUCAUUGGUCCACAGGACGUUGGAUAACGUGAGAGAGAUUCAGGCGCCACGUUGCAAGCUGACGCGCAAACUCGAACUCACUGUGGAGACAGCAUGGGUCAGUGUGAAACCCAAGCGAGGAGUACAAAAACACGGGUUGUGCGAAAUUACACGGCUCUGUAAAGCUGCUCCAGUAGCAUGAUCAUGUUCCCACUCGUGCGAACACGGGCUCGUGUGGCUGCGUGUAAAUGUGUGGAGCGUGCAGGUCGUAAUGAAGACCAUGAAAAGAAGAUUAGCUGGAGCUGUUAGAGUAGACCGUCUGGGGACUGUCAUCAUGAGACUGUGGGGACCGGUGCUUGUUGUGUGAGCUGGCACCCUCCGGCUCUCUGUAGCCAUCCAGAUGAUUGACAUCAGUGGUCCAAUUUUAGGGGGAAAAAUGGUUAUCAACAACACCCACAAUCACUCUUCACCGACUUGCUUCUCCACUCCUCUAUCCAGGAGAUAGGGUGGUGGAGUGUUUUUUGGCUGCAGAAAGAGUGUCUCCCCCUGGGCUGCGGCGUGGCUCCUGUCCCCUUCUCUCCCUGCAGCUGGAGCUACCAGAGCCAGAUGCUACGUAGCUCCACCACCCUCUGUCCCCCCUUUCUCUCUUCCAGGAGGAUGGUGCCCAGAGAGGAGGAUGACAAACGCCUCUGCCUCCUCUUACUGACGGUUUUGGACGACCUGACUCCAGCCCCGCACUGUUCCAACCGCCAGCACAAGAUGUUGACUUAAUGGAAGGGGGUUGGCUGUGGAUGGGCCCAUAUGCGUUUGUAUUGGGAAAAUAUGGCAGGGUGGUAUGUGUGUGUGUGUAUCUCUGUAUAUCUGUGUAUUCACUGGCAUUGUGUGUGUGUGUUUGUGUGUGUGUCUGUCUGUGUGUGCGCCUGUGUGUCUCUUCACCUAGCCCAGACUGCCUACAUCCAUCAUGCCAUGGCGCUCUGGCAGAGAGUGGGACUCAGACAGCUUCACUAACACACGGGAUAUCCCCUCCGUCUCCGCCGAAGACCACUGGAAACUAAUUUUUCCUCUUCUAAACUUCCCCCGAGAGAGACUGAUCCUGGUCGGCUUUCUUUUUUUUUUUUUUUUCCUCCUUCUUUCUGUGGUGUGGACAACUAGGCUGAAUAGCCUGUAGUUUGCCAAGGACUUUGACAACGACGCAGGAUGCCCCAAAAAGGGAGACAUUAAGUAGUGAAAACGGCAGAUGAUUGACUAAAUUGUUAUAGAGUGGACAGUCAACUCUGUUUCCAGAAUACCACAACCAAGCCACGUGGGAGUCUGGCGUAGCCUCAAUGAUGCAGAACAGUCACAGUGGCGUAAACCAGCUUGGUGGUGUGUUUGUUAAUGGUAGACCGCUGCCGGAUUCCACCAGGCAGAAAAUAGUUGAACUUGCUCACAGUGGUGCUCGACCCUGCGACAUCUCCAGAAUACUGCAGACCCAUGAUGAAGUCCAAGUGCUGGACAGUGACAAGGUAUCCAACGGCUGCGUGAGCAAGAUCCUGGGCAGAUAUUAUGAGACUGGCUCCAUAAGACCGAGAGCAAUAGGCGGCAGCAAGCCCAGGGUCGCCACUCCAGAGGUGGUCGCGAAAAUCGCGCAGUACAAGCGGGAGUGUCCGUCUAUCUUCGCCUGGGAGAUCCGCGACAGACUCCUGUCGGAGGGGAUCUGCACCAACGACAAUAUACCCAGUGUGUCAUCGAUAAACAGAGUCCUCCGCAACCUGGCUAGUGAAAAGCAACAGAUGGGCGCAGAUGGCAUGUAUGACAAGCUGAGAAUGCUCAACGGUCAGACAGGAACUUGGGGGACCCGGCCCGGCUGGUACCCCGGAACAUCAGUGCCAGGGCAACCCAACCAAGAUGGCUGCCAGCAACAAGACGGUGCAGGAGAAAACACAAACUCCAUCAGCUCAAACGGCGAGGACUCGGAGGAGACACAGAUGAGACUGCAGCUCAAGAGGAAACUGCAGAGAAAUCGCACGUCCUUCACACAGGAGCAGAUUGAAGCACUGGAAAAAGAAUUUGAAAGAACUCAUUAUCCAGAUGUUUUCGCGCGAGAGAGACUAGCAGCGAAAAUCGACCUGCCCGAAGCAAGAAUACAAGUAUGGUUUUCAAAUAGAAGAGCAAAGUGGAGGCGAGAGGAGAAGCUGCGGAACCAGCGCCGGCAGGCCAACAACUCCUCCAGUCACAUUCCCAUCAGCAGCAGCUUCAGCACCAGCGUCUACCAGGCCAUCCCACAGCCCACUACACCGGUGUCUUUCACCUCGGGGUCAAUGCUGGGUAGACCUGACUCUGCACUCACAAACACCUACAGUGCGCUGCCCCCCAUGCCCAGUUUCACCAUGGCAAACAAUCUACCUAUGCAACCCAGCCAGACCUCCUCUUAUUCCUGCAUGCUGCCUACCAGUCCGCCUGUGAACGGGCGGAGCUACGAAACAUACACGCCCCCUCAUAUGCAGGCACAUAUGAACAGCCAAUCAAUGACCACUUCUGGUACCACCUCAACAGGACUCAUCUCUCCUGGAGUGUCUGUCCCUGUCCAAGUCCCAGGGAGCGAGCCUGACAUGUCUCAGUACUGGUCAAGACUACAGUAGAGAGAAGAGCUACUUCACCCUGUAACCACCCACUCCACCAUCGCCCUCCGGCAGUGCUCCUCACACAUACAAUGCACAGGAGAGUAGAGAAGGCGAGAGAGAGAGGGUUGAGAGGAGGAGGCGAAGGACAGGAGAGGAGAGGAGGAAAAGAAGGAAGAAAGAAAGAGAGGGACUCUGGGAGAGCCUUGGGACGUCUGGGCUUUGUUUUUCCAGUGGGACUGUGUGCUGUUCUGUAGCUCUAGGCACAUUCAAACGAGGACUUGGGAGGAAGAAAGAACAACAAUGGAAAGACAGAAAAAAAGCGGACCUCUGUAAAGUGCCCGGUGUUAAAAUUUUUAUGGAACAAAAACUUAUCUGUUUUUUUUUUUUCUAUUUCCAACUUCAGUCAUUGUUUCCUUUUUUUCUCUGGUGUGUUAGUAAAUGGCCAUUUGUAUGUUAAUAUGAAAAACCAAGAUCAAGUACUGAUAGAUGGACUGCUAGAAAACCAUGUUGGUCUUGCGUUUGUUUGAGAGAGGAGAACCUGAGAGAUUCUGCCAUGACUAUCUUUUAAUCUGCUUAUAUCGAGACUUUCUACCAGCCUUUGCAUGGUCUCUGGACGCUGUUGCAUAUCAUUAAAGACGAAAAAGCUGGAGGGGAAGACUCUUACUGUGUCAAAAAAGAAAAAAGAAAAAAAAAAAAAGAAAAAACUAUUUAUUGGUCUUAUUUCUUACGAAUGGAUAUUUAGCAGAGGAAACUCAAAACUCGAUCCAUCCACUGAGGCCGUGGUCUUGACUCCUCUGGCAUGGGCCCACCGUUUGCUGGGGCUUAUUAGACACGGAUCACUAUCAUCAGCUCAAAGUGCGCAAAGAUGGCGCGACAUGCGACACAACUUGGACCUCUCGCUUCGGUGGUUGGAUUGACUCUAGAUUACCACGAAGAACAUUAAAUGUGGAAAACAGGUGUAAAAGAAAACCUGUAGUCUGUAAAUGGUAGACUGCGUCUUCGAUAUAAUCCAGUUUGUUUAUGUCAAAAUGUAAAGUACUUGUCUUCCCUAGAAAUCUUCCAGAAAGAUUUCUCCAAUAAAGGUUGAUUUCAUUUAUAUCCCCGAGAAUAUUCUAUAAAUGUUCCAUGCAUCAUAAAAUACAUUACUUUAGGGUCAGGUACAAUUUGUCUCUUAGGUAUAGUUGUAUUAUAGUGUCCUAUGGUCAAAAAAAAAAAUUGUGCAACUAGAAAUAUUUAAUUCCUAUAAUUAUGAUUAAACAUUGCUUGACAGAGUUUUAAACUUAAGUGUUUGGCAGUUGUUUACAAGUACAUAUCAGAUUUAAUCAUUGUUGAUUGUAAAACAGACCAAAGCCUUUGUAUUUCAUCUAGUACACAAUGUUUUUUUUAAAGAUAUUAGUCUUGUGUUGCAAAAUUUUGUAAACACAUUCUGUUCGAUUACAUUGGCUUCGAGUUCGUGAGACUGCAGUCGAACCCCGCAGUCCUUAUUUAUAAUUGAAGACCAUGGGAGGGUUUUUCUAGCAUCAUCUGUCAUGCUCUUUUGAGUUUUGCAUUUUUAUUUUCGGUGUGUACGUAGAACAUGGACACAUACUGGGUUUACGUCUGAGCAAUGCUUCUGAGAUAAAACGUCUACACGCUGUCUCUUAAAUAUUUCAAUUUAAUUUUAUUUAAAAUGGAGCUUUCUAAAUGUAUUUUGUGAAAACUAUAAAACAUUUUGUACAGUAAAAAUUGUGUCUUAAAGAAAGCCUUUCUGCCUGUUCAAUGCUGUGUCCAAUACAGUGUCGGUCCUUACUGAGCAAGUGGAGGCGCUUCUUAAAUUUUCAUUGCUGCAAAUUUAAACGUAGCUUUUGUAAAUCUAACACUGACAAAACGCUGGUACGAGGGCUUGUAACACGCACAAACACACAACACCUCCAAUUCCCACCAAACAAAGGUGUUCAAAAUAACAAACCCUCUCUUGAUGUAUGGGGGCUGAACCAAGUCGACACAGACCACACAGCACAGCACCGCCGCACAACGAGAAAGGUCAAGCAAUUCGCCAUCGCUGGCUCUUGUUUUAGUAGAGUUACGAUGGUAUGAAAAAAAUACAGAACCAAUGAGGACGAGGAGGGAGCAGAGGAG